This is a messenger RNA of Notechis scutatus (mainland tiger snake), 2577 nucleotides long. It is a transcript of the gene RFX5, whose product is annotated as regulatory factor X5. NCBI's taxonomy places the organism in Eukaryota, Metazoa, Chordata, Lepidosauria, Squamata, Elapidae. Gene Ontology annotation, molecular function: RNA polymerase II cis-regulatory region sequence-specific DNA binding; DNA-binding transcription factor activity, RNA polymerase II-specific. The record is from RefSeq and is a predicted model, not a curated record. Gene Ontology annotation, biological process: regulation of transcription by RNA polymerase II.
GCUACUUUCUUUUUCUCUUUUCUUUUGAGACCGAAAGUGGCGGAGAUGCGUGGCGGGGCAGAAACGCGGCCGGGAUUUGGGUCUCCGGAUCCUUUUCGAUCCGAAGUGGGGAUCUGUUAACCCUUCGGAGGGUCCCAAUCAUAUCCAGAGGCUUUUCUUUUCUUGAAUGUUUUUUUUUCCCGGCAUGCAAAAUGUUCCUUUUCUUUUUUGCAAUUUAAUCGAGCCCGUCUAAAAGAAGAGCAAAUCCUCACAGGCCGAAGAAUUGCAGCCGGGGAAGGAAAGAGGGCACCGAUGCCAUGGCGGACGACAGCAGCCUCUUGGCAAAGAUUGUGGAAAACGGGAGCGAAAUUUUGGAGGCCGACGUGCAGGGCGACUGCAGUGUGGAGCCCAGCACCCUUCUGCAAAAGCUGAAGAGCACCAUCUCAAAGUCUGUCCAGAGCAAAGUCGACUCGAUCUUGCAGGAUGUCCAGAAGUUUUCAGACUACGCCAAACUUUAUCUGUAUCUUCAACUGCCUUCGGGACCAAGCUCAGGAGAAAAAAGCUUGGACCUUACUUCUCUCAAUUCAGCAGAGCAGAUGCAUGCUUGUACCUGGAUACGGAACCACCUGGAGGAGUAUCUUGACACCUGCUUGCCCAAACAAGACGUGUACGAUGCUUACAAGCGCUACUGUGACAACCUGUGCAGCCGUUCCCUGAGUGCGGCAAAUUUUGGCAAGAUCAUCAGGGAGAUCUUUCCGAAUAUCAAAGCAAGACGAUUGGGUGGACGCGGGCAAUCCAAAUAUUGCUAUAGUGGGAUCCGACGUAAAACCGUGGUGAACAUGCCUCCCCUGCCCAGCCUGGACCUAAAAGAAACCGAGACCCUGGAGCGAACAGAGACCACCCACUCCUACAACGACAAGGUGGUCGAGGCGGCCUGCGCCCUGACCUGUAACUGGGCCCAGAAGAUCCUCAAACGCUCCUUUGACAGCAUCGUGGAGGUGGCCCAGUUCCUCCUGCAGCAGCACCUCAUCAGCUCCCGAUCAGACCACGCCGACCUGGUCAUGGCCACCGUGGUCACAGAACACGCCGAGAGCUCGUGGGGCAAGCAUCCUCCCCCAAAGAAAAGUGAGCCGGAAGCCGCAGAAAACGUAGCCAAAGCACCACCUCAGGCUAAACCAGACAAUGUGCCCAAGCCCUCGGCCCCCUCCCCACGGAGCGAAGCCAAGAAGCCGGCAGACGUUCCUCCCAAGAAGGCCAGCAGCCCGCAGGUCAAUGCCUUGGUAGCCCGUCUCCCUUUGCUGCUUCCCCGUGUGCAAGUCCAACCCAGAGACCACUUAGUGGUGUCUCCUGGGACGCCGGCUCUCCCCUCUCCCCACCCCGUCCUGGCUCCUAAGCUUACCCCCACCCCGGUGGGGGUAACGGUCAAGAUGGCGCUCUCGGUGGGGGCACCCUCCUCCACUUUGCUAGCCUCGGCCGUGAACGGACCCACCAACCUGGUCAGCCAGCCGUCCGCUGUGCCAGUCAUCAACAUGGUGCCGGUUAUCAACGUGGCAGUCCCACCUGCAGCCGAGAACCAGCCGAAGCCCAAAAGUAUCUCCAGUGGGGCUGGUGGAGCAUCCAGCGUUGAAGCUGGGCAGAGCCCGUGUGAGCCACUGAAAGUCAAGAGCCCCACGAAGCGGCCGGCAGACCGACUCGGAGAGGUGAUCACGAAGAGGAGGCGUGGCCGGCCGCGGAAGAAGCCGGACGAGCCUCCCGUGCUGGAGAACAGCAUCCUCAGAAAAGAGCUGUCUAAAAGCAAGGAGGAUUCGGACCCCAUGGUGGUGCCUGCGGGGAGCAAAGUCCCCCCUGCUGCUCCGAAAUCUUCCCCCCAGAACUUGACAAAAGAGACUUCCCAAGCAGAGGCCCCUCCCCUGGGAUUGGAGCUCAAGAGACCAGCUCCGGAGCAGCCGAGGGAGGAAAGGCCGGCCGAGGCCAGGAACCUCAUUGUGGCCGCCCCCAGGAGGGUCUCGCCUUACCACCUCAGCGUCAUCCGUGCCAGGGUGCCAAGCCCUUUCAUCCCGACGCCCUUCAGACAGGCUUCGUGGGAGUCCCCGCCACGGGACCAGCCAGAGAGGUACAGCCCCUUUGAUCCCGAUAUGCAGCCCACGGAUCUUUCUCUUAAGUCUCGUCAGCCGUUGUCCAGGGACUGCCCCACCGCCUCGGGCUUCUGGGCGCCCGCGGGACGUUUGCAGCGGAUCGACCCAGACCGUGAAAAGUCUAUGGAGGCCGCGGGCAGCUCAGGGGUGACAAGGCAAGGCCCCAGUUGAUACCUCUCCCACUCCCCAUCCCGUGGGUCUGCUUCCCUUCCCGUUCCUCCCAAAGACAAACCCAACACACGUGUAGAAAGGGAAAUCCCCGGAAGAGCAUGAGCCUGCAAGGCACUUCACCCAACCUCAUCUGAACAUGGAUGCUUCUCUUCCCCAAAGGUGGGGAACGUAACCAGGGUGGGGCCUUUCAGGCGGGGGCCCCAUCCGCAAAACAGCAGUGACAAGAGUCGAGAUAUAGGGGAGGAAAAGAGCAGAGUUGCCUUGAUGGAAACAACGGGCCGGCCGGUUCUUU